Messenger RNA from Elephantulus edwardii (Cape elephant shrew), 1170 nucleotides. RefSeq names its product HEN1 methyltransferase homolog 1 (Arabidopsis) (gene HENMT1). Gene Ontology annotation, biological process: siRNA processing; RNA methylation; piRNA processing. The coding region runs from base 1 to 1170 and encodes 389 amino acids. The record is from RefSeq and is a predicted model, not a curated record. The transcript has 7 exons. Lineage: Eukaryota; Metazoa; Chordata; Mammalia; Macroscelidea; Macroscelididae. Gene Ontology annotation, cellular component: cytoplasm; nucleus. Gene Ontology annotation, molecular function: RNA methyltransferase activity; O-methyltransferase activity.
AUGGGUGAAAACAGCAUAGAGUGUAAAAGCAUGGUUGAUGAGAAUUUUGAAGACUCUCCCAAUGCAGUGAUUAAGUUUAGUCCUCCUUUAUACAGACAGCGCUACCAGUUUGUUAAAGAUUUAGUAGUUCAGCAUGAACCCAAGAAGAUUGCAGACUUUGGCUGUGGUGAUUCUUCGCUUUUAUGGAUGCUGAAAUUCCAUAAGUGCAUUGAACUGCUCGUUGGAGUAGACAUCAAAGAGGAUAAAUUACGGAGGAAAGAGUACAAGCUGUCUCCCCUCAUUGGUGACUAUCUAAAACCCAGGGAGCAGACAUUGACUGUUACCUUGUAUCAUGGCUCUGUUGUGGAGAGAGACUCUCGUUUGUGUGGAUUUGACUUGAUAACAUGUAUUGAACUGAUAGAGCAUUUGGAUUCUGAAGAUCUGGCCAAGUUUCCCAAAGUCGUGUUUGGAUUCUUGUCUCCAGCCAUGGUUGUAAUCAGCACGCCAAACUCUGAAUUCAACCCCCUGUUUCCAGUGGUGAAGUUCAGAGAUUCAGAUCACAAAUUCGAGUGGACUAGAAUACAGUUUCAGACCUGGGCUUUGGAUGUAGCGGAUCGCUAUGGUUACUUGGUGGAGUUUACAGGUGUUGGGAAGCCUCCUGCCAGAGCGGAAGAUGUUGGGUACUGUACCCAGAUAGGGAUCUUCAAGAAAAACCCAACAAGAGCGGCAGAGGUGUGUGACCCAGAGCUGCACGGUGAACAUGUGUAUAAAAUUGUUUAUACUACCACAUACCCAAGUUUGCAGCAGAAAAAGUAUCGCCAGUAUGCGGUGGUUAAUGAAGUGGUUUCCCAAGUCCAUGACAUGAGGCGGGCACUUCUGGAAAGGCUGAAGCUGCAGGAUGACAGGGACUUUGAGGAUAUGCCUGAAGACACUGACACUCCAGAGGCCCUGUUUGAGUCCUUCCACCCAGUCCUCACACCAUUAAAUGACCACAUGGAGAAGACCCCCAAACCCUUCUGUAUUGGAAAUGUGUUUUAUGUUCCCCUGGAAAGACUCUUUUCAUUGCCCAAAGUGAAACACUUAUGUAUUAACAUUGAGAUGCUGAAAACCCUAAUUGCUGACACAGUGAUGCUAAAUAGCGAUGGUUCUGCGGUGAUGGUCAACAUGUAUGAUCAGGAAAAUGAUGACUGA